AUGGCUGCUGGUUCGUCAGCAAACGGCAGUAAUCCUCCCUUCCUACCAACGUAUGAUAAAACUCCUCUUUCGUAUCUGCUCGAAACAGCUGUACACAAAACUUACCAUGAGCUCUACACAAUGGCUGAUAUUUUGCCCAGUAAAACAAAUCUGGAACGAAAAGAAGAAUUAGUCAAAUUCGCUUGCCGCACUCGCCAAUUAUUUAUACGAAUUUUAGCUGUCGUCAAAUGGGCUGGAACAGCCGGAAAAGUGAAUGCAUGCGAAAAUAUUCAAAACUUUUUGGAAGGACGAGCUCGUGUUGUGCGUGAAACGUCGGACGCUUUAGCUCAUAUCGCACGGGAAAAACUUCUUGAUGCAAGAUUACCAAAUUAUCCUAUCACAGAUGCUGUGGAUGCCUUGUCACUUGGUUCAGUGACUUUCUUACCUGAAAGAAUAUCGGAAGCAACAACUCCCUUUAUAGCUGCAACCGAAGCUGAACGUCAAGAAAUUUUACCACGUCUUCAACAAAUUCUCACCGCUAGAUUAGCUAUUGCGGAAUUGCCUCUUCAGUUCACCAAUGUUACAAUUAAAAAUGGUAUUGUAACAUUGGCUGUUGAAGGAGAAUUCGAAGUGAAACUAGGUAUAACAAGUGAUAAUCUCUUUGCACCUUGGCAUGUCUACAAAACGAAAUUAUUCUUACGUGAUCCGGAAGAACCAGAACAAGAACUUGUCCAUCCUGCACAAAUGCAAACUUUAACGAACUACAUACAAAGUUGGCUAAUCGAAUCAGAAAAUCCACUCGUGGAAUUGUAUCGAUAUUUACAUUAUUAUUGUCAAUCGUUACGUUUGCAAAUCUUAUACGAACAAGCUUAUCGAAUACGCAAUCGAAGUAGCAAGCAGAAAUAUUUAUAUUUAUCAAAUUAUAUUCCAUGUAAAAGUUUCAAUAUUGAAUAUUGGAAGGAAUAUCACCUCAAUGGUUUCAAUAAUCCACAUAAGAAAAACAUGACGAAUGAGAAAUUCCGUGAUUUCGGUAUGACAAUUGUUUGUGAUGAUGAGGGUAAAUUUCAAAUUAUUCAUUGGCCACCGUUACCUAUCGAAGAUAGUGUUGCUAUCCUACAACUCUUAGAAAAGCCAACGUUUACAAUCGAGGAAAUUCUCAAUCGAACGUUGUCUGCACGAUGUCAACGUCGAUUUGAAGAAUUGAAAGAAACAAUCUUAGCAACAACUUGCGAGAGUAUUGAAAUCGAUCCGACAGUUCCUGUACUAAAAUGUGAAUUAUUACUUGAAAGCACAUCGGAAGAGAUGUUAUUUAUUUCCAUAAGUCCAUUUUCGGGUUUAUACAAAGUCGUCUCCUAUAUAGACUCUCAAUAUCUACAACAAAUUGAACAUGCACUCAAUCGUGAUCAGAAUAGUCUACUCGAAUCAAUCAAUUUAUUCAAAAUUCGGUUAAUUCAACAACGUAUUCCACCAUUAGUCGCUCACCUCAAUUGUCGUGUAUUCACACGUUUACCGUCAUUAAAUCCGCGACACGAACUCAUCAUUCCCUUUCUCCACAAUAGCGUUUUCAUUGAACUUGCUCAUAACGAAGGAUAUUACAUUCUGAUUCAUAUCUCGGAUGUAAAACAACUGUUGAUUCAAUAUUAUUUACUAAUUGUUGAAAAGCGCACAUCCGCUCAUGAUCCGUUAGUGAUUCAGCAACAGAAUUCACCAUAUAAUCAGCAGGCGAUGCUAGCCAGCGACGAGUACGCAAAAUGGACAAUAGAACCGCUGGUGCUAUGUCCUUUGGAUCCAACGGCUUUCUUACGAAAAGAAUCAAUCGAAAUAAAAGAUUCAUUUCAAUUCGAUAAAAUGAGGGACACCAUCGCGGAUGAAAGUAGAACACGACAGGCUCGAUCGACGUCAAUUCUGUCGUUGAAACUGCUAUUAAAAUUGGUUAAUUAUUACGAUGAGAUGUUAACAUUCACUUUUCUAAAAGAAGAAUUUCAACGUAAGAAAACCAUCUGUAAAGGUAUUAUCUACACCCCAUGGACGGGCAUUCCAUAUCUUGACAUCAUUCGGACAUCGACGGGCGAUGAUGCAUUUUCAUCGAAUACUGAACUUUCGAGUUAUAUUAAUGAAUGCUUUUGGCCGCGAAUUUCUUCCUGUACGAUUCGAAUGGUCUAUACUCUACGUGAUACAGCUCAUGCAAACAAAUAUACUGAGAGACAAUGGACUUUACAAUUGAAUCUCGUAGAUGGUAAUUAUUUUCAUAAUUCGAUUAUUAAAACGCCAUACAACUCCACACUGGUUUGUACUCAAAUUGCAUCUAAAUUCUAUCCGAAAGUCGUCGAUUUUAUUCAUAUCGAACUUCGAGCUGCAUUUGAAUUAACGCAUUUAUUUGAGAAUUAUGUGUUAUCACUAUCAGAAUCAGCCGAUCUACGUGCAAUCGCAGAAGUUAGUCAGUUCAAUUUCUUCAAGUGUAUGAUACAUUAUGGACCCAAUUUUGCUUUUGCCAUUGCGUUGACGCAUGUAAUCAAUCCAAAUCAACAACAAGAUGGAAAUUCUACGAAUAUUGGAGCGAUGUUUGAUUUGCGUUUUACGACAACAAAUAAUAAAUUCUUGUACACAACCCAUCAGCUACUGAAUGCUAAGCUACUUCAAUUUUUGAAUCGAACACGCUCGUUGAAGCAGUUCAUUCGAUUACUACAUAUGACUGCAAUUCCGAUGGCUUCCAUCGGUCGAUUGAAUUGUUUCAAUCGUCCAAUUGUUCUCACAAAUCAAGGUACAUGCAUUCAAUCGAUACUCACACUAGUUCCUUAUACAGAAGUCCGAUGGCGUUUACUUUUCGGUCAAAUUUUUGCAUUAGACAUCCAAAUCUGUGGACCUAAUCUUAUCCUUAUACGCGAUGGAGCCUACAGUGUACAAUUGAACCAUACAUUACCUGAUGUUUCACCCAUACCGCGAUUAAAGGAUUUCUUAUCGAAAUAUGCCGAUGAUCGAGGUUUAACAUUUGAAUUUAUGCAUAUUACUGAUCGAUUUCGUGAUCGAGACUUUCUUUUACCUGAAUUGCAGCUACCCCCACUAGCACCCCCUACAUCAACUGCAACAAUCACAAAUCCUCCAUCGAAUCGGCCAGCAACAUCAGGAAACGCGCCAACUCCACAUUUACUUCCACCUGUUGGUACACCCGCAUCAUCAAUAAAUCCCUUGACACCUGGUAGUGUCGGUCCGAGCAGUCAAUCACAAGUACAAGCAAAUUCACCUUCGCAACCAAUUAUCGCGCCAAGUCCUGGCUUUAUGAAUAUGGGCUCACCAAUGAUGAUGAAUACAAUCGGUUCACCGAUGACAAAUACUUCCACAACUCAACUGACAGCACCAUCACCUAUGGGCAUGCCAACGCAAUCACCAGGAAAUAUCUAUGAUAUGCCGUAUAUCAGUCCUGGAAAUCGACAAUCUGGCUCAACAUUUCCCGGUUCAUUUCUUGGACCAUCGCCUGGUACACCUGCUAAUAAUAACACAAUUACAUCUGCACCCACUCCAACAAACAUUCGAUCCGAUGAAAAUGCGACUAAUACGAUCAAAUCGACGUCAGCAUUGUACAGUUAUAAUCGCCAUUUAUCGGUUAAACAAUAUCCGGUCUAUAUGAGUCAGCAAACGUUUUUUCGAAUGGUGUUCACUCCCGAUGGACGACAAUGGUCGAAAUUGGAAUCCUUUCUUGCAUCAGCUGUUCUUGUUAAACAUUUCCAUUCAGCUGUUGCUGACCUUUACGAUCAGAACAAUCCAGCAAUACGACCGGUGCCAAACGAACAAGAUACAUAUCGAAUAGAACACUUAUCUAUACAAAUAGUCUUUGUAUUUGAUAGUAAUACAGCUACGUUUCGAAUCCAAUUAACAUCUAUCUCAGACUCAACUUCGCAACAGCAACAAGCUCCGAAUUUCGUUUGGUUAAAUGAUGAACUUCAAACAUUGGAAACGUUUUUCAAUGAAACUUUUUUCCCCAUAUCAAUCUUAAGCAAUUCAACGAAUCAAGUCAUUACACCAACACUUGACGCAUUAUCAUUAGCAGCAACAGCACCUAAUCGAAAUUCCGUCAUGGCAACAUUUGAACGAAUGCUCUCAUUUAUUCAUCCGCGUGUUCUACGUGAUCUAGUCAAAGUGAUUCGACUUGAACAGAAUCCUGAUAAUCAAUACUUAUGGCGUGUACGAUGGUGUUUAACAAUUCCCUCUGGCAAUGGUUUUCAACAAGUGGGCCAUCCAGGAAUUUCUUGUCAACCUGGUCAGCCCUACGUUUUUCUCUUUCAAUUCACUCCACGAACAAAUCGAAAUGAACUUCAAAUGUCUGCGAAUUUUAACAUGUCACCAUUCAUCGUCCCAUUAACGCAUGAUGUCACAACAAACCAAACUAAUCUAUGGGAUCGAUUUCAUAAGCAGAUGCUCUUGGGUAAUGAACAUAAAUAUCAGACUAUUAUCAACACUCUCAAAUUAUCCCGUGACAAUACUAGUAAAUACGAAUGUUCAUUGUAUGUCUCAAUCAUGGAAUUAAUCAUGAACUUGCAGCUACCUUCGAUGUCGAACUAUCUGUCUUGA
Adineta ricciae is the source of this 4545-nucleotide messenger RNA. Lineage: Eukaryota; Metazoa; Rotifera; Eurotatoria; Adinetida; Adinetidae. The record is from the annotation of a GenBank genome assembly.